Pleurotus ostreatus (oyster mushroom) is the source of this 2235-nucleotide messenger RNA. It is a transcript of the gene NUO78, whose product is annotated as NADH dehydrogenase (ubiquinone) 78K chain precursor, 5-prime end. Gene Ontology annotation, biological process: ATP synthesis coupled electron transport. Gene Ontology annotation, molecular function: iron-sulfur cluster binding; NADH dehydrogenase (ubiquinone) activity. The record is from RefSeq and is a predicted model, not a curated record. Lineage: Eukaryota; Fungi; Basidiomycota; Agaricomycetes; Agaricales; Pleurotaceae. The transcript has 11 exons. Gene Ontology annotation, cellular component: membrane. Bases 1 to 2235 code for a protein of 744 amino acids.
AUGCUGCGCAUAGCCUCUGUCGUACCAAGACCAACUUCAACGGGACUCAUCGGGAAGGUCGUCGGUUCACAAACAAAUAUUCGCAGCAUAUCCUCAACGUCGUCACGGCAAGCGGACAUAACAUUGACGGUGGACGGGAAGGAAGUCACGGUCCCGCAGGGUUCGGCGUUGAUUCAAGCAUGCGAGGCCGCUGGCUCUACGAUACCUCGGUUCUGCUACCACGACAGACUUGCAAUAGCAGGUAACUGUCGAAUGUGUCUCGUGGAAGUAGAGCGCUCUCCGAAGCCGGUAGCAUCAUGUGCGAUGCCGGCGAUGCCUGGGUCGAAGGUAUGGACGAAUACGCCGUUGGUUCAUGAAGCUCGUGAGGGUGUUAUGGAGUUCCUGCUGGCAAAUCAUCCUCUCGAUUGCCCUAUCUGCGACCAAGGAGGAGAAUGUGACCUUCAAGACCAAUCAAUGCGCUACGGCUCUGACCGAACGCGCUUCCACGAAAUCACUGGCAAGCGCGCCGUCGAGAACAAGGACCUGGGCCCGCUGGUUAAGACAAGCAUGAACCGGUGUAUCCAAUGUACCCGCUGUGUGCGCUUCGCCAACGAGGUGGCAGGUGUGGAAGAGCUGGGUACGACUGGGCGAGGGAACGACAUGCAGAUCGGGAUGUACGUGGAGAAGACGAUGGACUCGGAACUAAGCGGCAACAUUAUCGAUUUAUGCCCUGUCGGUGCUUUGACAAGCAAGCCAUACGCCUUCCAUGCCCGUCCAUGGGAACUGAAGAACACCGAAUCCGUCGACGUUAUGGACGCUGUUGGGUCAAAUAUCCGAGUCGAUUCUCGUGGCGUGCAAGUAAUGCGUAUACAACCGCGGACAAACGACGAUGUCAAUGAGGAGUGGAUCAGCGACAAGACACGUUAUGCUUACGAUGGCCUGAGGUUCCAGCGACUGACCACCCCGUUGAUCAAGCAAGGUGACAGAUUUGUGCCAGCAACGUGGGAGGAAGCUCUAUUGGCGGUUUCCAACGGUCUGGCCGCCUCGGGCGCUAAGGGAGACGAGAUUCAGGCUAUUGCAGGUCACCUUGCCGACACCGAGUCGCUAGUGUCUCUCAAGGACCUCAUCAACAAGCUCGGCUCCGACAACCUCGCCCUCGACCAGGUUGGCGGUUCAUCAGCGCCAGUCCACGGCGUUGACGUCCGCUCGAACUUCCUGUUCAACUCAACCAUCCCAGGUGUCGAGGAAGCCGAUGUCAUUCUCUUGGUCGGCUCAAAUCCACGGCAUGAAGCCGCCGUCUUGAACUCCCGCAUUAGAAAGAGCUGGAUCCAUACUGGUCUCGAGGUUGGGUUUAUUGGCGAGAGAGCAGAUACCACGUAUGGGUACGAUUACCUCGGCGCCGACGCGAAGGCUGUAUCGGACUUUGUCGCAGGAAAGGGCCCUUUCGCCGCCAAGUUCAAGAACGCUAAGAAGCCUUUGAUCAUUGUCGGAAGCGCGUUGGCUGAACAUAAAGACGGACCUGCCGUCUACAAUGCCCUUGCGAAGUAUGUAGAGACCAACAAGUCACGGCUGGUUACUCCGGAAUGGAAUGGGUUCAGCGUGCUUCAGAGAAUUGCGUCACGACCUGCCGCCUACGAGGUUGGCUUUGUUCCUUCAAAGAAGGCAUCACAAACGAAGCCCAAGUUCGUCUAUCUCCUCAACGCGGACGAAGUCGAUCCAAAGUCGAUCCCUCAAGACGCGUUCGUAGUCUACCAGGGACAUCAUGGUGAUCUAGGAGCCCAAUUGGCUGAUGUCUGUCUGCCUGGGGCUGCGUACACAGAGAAGAGCACAACAUGGGUAAACACUGAAGGCCGGUCACAAUUAGGGAGGGCCGCAGUCCCCCCGCCUGGUGCCUCCAGAGAAGAUUGGAAGAUCAUCCGUGCCAUCUCCGAAUACGUUAAAUCGCCGCUACCGUAUGACGAUGUCCUUGCUCUCCGCGACCGUAUGUGGGAGAUAUCGCCAUCGUUAGUGAGGUACGACAUCACGGAGAAGACGUCGGUGGAUGUUGCGCUUGCUGGAUUGAAGUCGCUGUCAAAUAAGACGACUGGGGCCAAGAUCACGGGCGAGGCAUUCCAGAAACCCAUUGAAAACUUCUACCAAACAGAUCCGAUAUCAAGAGCAUCUGUGACGAUGGCACAGUGUACACGUGCUUUCGUGAAGGGAGAUAAUUAUGGCUUCAGUGAUGUUGGCCGAGGGGCUGAGGCUGCCUUCGCAUGA